AUGCCAAGAAAAAAGGAUAACAAUAAAAAUGAAAAUGAAAAGGAGACAAAUAUUUUCUUUUAUAAAAAGAGGAAGAAAACGAAAAAAGAAUUGAAACCAUCUUUAUGUUGUUCAUUUAAAUUGUACAACUUAAGAAGAGAUAAUGAUUUGGGCUCUUAUUUUAAUUUUGAUAAAUUUCCAAAAAAUGUAUUAAUUUGCAGAAAAUGUGUUUUUUCAUAUUUUGAAGUUAAUGUAGUUGCAAAUAUAAUUUAUAUGAGACAUGGGGCUAGAGCCCCCAAAAAAAAAAUUAAAAAUAUAUGGCCAUUUGUAGAAGAUAAAGGGGAUUUAACUUUUCUUGGGUUUGAACAAUCGAUAAGAAUUGGGAAAUAUUUAAGGAAAUAUUAUUAUAGUUUAAAUAAAUUAAAUAAGAAAUAUAAUAAAAAAUAUAGACAUAUAAGGAAUGAUAAAGUUUUUAAAUUUUUUAAAUGGAACAAAGAACACCAAAUUAAAGAGAUGAUAAAUGAUUUUAUUUGUGUAAAGAAAAAAAUGAACACUACAGAAAGACCAUUGUUUGUAGAUGACCAGACAAGAGAGAAUUCUCUUCUUUUGAAUUACAUAAAUCAUUUAUAUUUUCAUAAAAAACAUUUGAUAAAAAAAAAAUUAAAAAAUUAUGAUAUAAAAAAAAAGAAAAGAACAUAUGAUAUGUUUAUAAAAGUUAUAAAUAAAUAUUUGUCUAUUCGCACAACAGAUAGUGAACGGUGCAAAUUAACAGCCUAUGCAAUUAUUUGUGGUAUUUUAGGCAUAAAUAAAAAUAUAUAUAUGAGUUUUUUUCUCUUAAAAUAUAUAAAUAAAAUUGAUUUUUUUCAAAACUCAUGGAAAAUAUUUAAAAUUUUUAACGAAGAGACAUUUAACAAUUGUCUUCAUAAUGAUAUUUGGAAUACAUGGAGGAAUAAAAAUAAAGAGGGGUUAGAAAAAUGCUUGAUAAAAAACCAUCAUUUUAUUAUUAGUGAUAAUACUGAAGAGACAAUAAAAUUUGAUUGUAAAUUAUGUUACUAUAAAAAAAAAUGUAGAUACACAAAAAUGAUAGAAAGAUACGAUUUGUUUAUGUACAUAAUUAAUUACAUAAACUUUUAUGUUAAUAUAUUUUUUUAUUUUAUAAAAAUAUUAUAUAUCUUAUAUUCAAUUGUUAAAGUUGCGGAAAGAGAUACAAUUAUGCUAGCAACAUUGAAAUCGACAAAUAACUACAUUAAAAUGUUAAAAAAUUUUAUUUUUGAAAAUUCUGAUAUUUAUAAGGUUUUAAAUAAUUAUUACAAAAGUGAAAUAGCUAUCGUUUACUAUCUAACAAAAUGGAAAUCAAAUUAUAUUUGUAGAUUCAGCUUAUUGCUAAACAAUAAAUAUAAUAAUUAUUCAAACAAAGGAAAAGCCAAAAAAAUGGGUCAUAAACCUUUUCAAAUUGUUCAAAAUGAAAAAGACAACAAAAUAGAUAUUAUACACAAUAAAAUUUUUACAAUUUUAAAAAAAUGGAAUUCUACUAUGUAUAUAUUAAAGAAAAAAAUAAAUAAAUCUAUAAUUUUGAAUGAUCUAAAAAAAAUUAAUUAUUCAUCAGAUUAUAUAAAAAAUUAUUUACACUUGCCAAUUUUAGCUAAUUUGAAAAAUGAAAAUAUGAAUGUUCAUAAAAUAAAACCUCGUCAAAUAAAUUCUAUAUCAUAUCGGUGUAAUGAAAAUGAUAAGAUGGAAUUAUAUAAUUACAAAUAUCAUAUUUUUAAAAGAAAACAAAAAAGUGUAAAAAUAAUUAAACAGUUUGUAAGCUCAUAUGAUGCCUAUUUAUAUCACAAUAUUAAUAUUAUAUUUGAUAUUAAAAAGGGAUAUGAGAAAUUUUCUUCUCAAUCUAAUAAUGUGUGUAAUCUAGCUAAUAAUGAUUUGAAAUCAAAAAAAAUAAAUUGUAAUAAAAUGUUGGCUAGCACAAGCCCAUUGACCAUUCAUAAUAGUAAUAGUAUUAAUAAAAAUAAUGAAAGCACAAUUUUAACUAUAGACAAUAAUAAAGAAGUAAAUGAUUUUUAUGAUUCACCAUUGUUUUUAAAAGUUUGUGAAAAUCACAAGUUGAAUAAAUAUUGUAGAAAUUGCUCAGCUAGCUUUAUUACCUCAAAUAGCCAAAUAGAUUUUCAAAGUUUUGUUCAGAAAAAAAAAGAAAAAAAAAAAAAAAUUUUUUUUCAGAAAAUAUAUGAAUGCUAUAAAUGGAUUAGCAAAUUUGAAUAUAAUAAUAGAUAUUUGUCUUGGCUAUGCAGUGGUUUGCCUUUAAUUGAUGUUGUUAUUAAUUUUUUAAUAAGUGUAAGACUAUUUGAAAGACUUGAAAAAAAAAAGUAUACCCCCAAAAUAAUAUUAUACUUAACUCACCAAUCAGCUAUUUUGUCAUUUCAAUCCUGUAUAGGUAUAAAAAAAAAAUAUAUGAAAAUACCACCAUUUGCUGGAUUUAUAUCUUUAGAAUUAAUACACAUAAAAACGAAAACCCUUAACAAUGAUCAAAUAAUAUUACAUUCAAAUUUCCCGGAUUCUUAUCAUAAAAAUAAUAUCUUAAAUUUUAUAUGCAAUAAUAAUAUUAUCAACAUAUUUUGUUGUAAAAAAGAUUGUGUGUGGAAAAAAAAAAUAUAUAUGGCUAGCAAAAAACGAAAACGAAUUCGAGAAAUAAAAAAGAAUACUAAAUUAGACAAUUAUAAAAAUAUUUUCAAAGUUCAAGGUAACAAAAUUCAGGAUUUUAAAAAAUUAUUUUUUCUUUUGUGUAAAGAAAAUACCGAUAUAAAUCAUAUGAUUCAAUUUUAUGAUGAAUGCUUAAAAAAUAAUUAUAAAAACAUUCGAAGUUCUAAUUUAAAAAAUUAUGAUAAUAUUAAGGGUAAAGAAAAAAAGAGAAAUUUUCAUGGCUUUUUUGUUAAAUUCACUUUUAAUAAUUUUUCCCCUUUAAAACUUGAAAAAAAAAGUAUAUUUACUAAGAAAAGUUCAAACAUAAAUGGUAACCAAAUUAUGAAAGACAUACAUGACUCUAAUCAAAAUGACAUUUUAAGCCCAGAAAAAUUUACAUAUUUAGAGAAUGCCCCAAAAAAUAAUUAUAAUAAAUAUAGAAAACUUAACAAAAUUAUAAAAAUACUUCAAAACGAUCAUGCUAAUUUGGAAAGCCCACAUGAUAAGUACAUGGAUUAUGUAUAUAAUAGUAAUAGUGGCAUUUAUCGAAACAUUUAUUCGAAAUUAAAUAAAGCACAUUCUCAAAAAGUCACUGCGAAAAAAUCCAUCCAUUUUGACAACAAAAUUGUGUCUCAAAAAUAUAAGAGGAGACAAAAUAAAAAUAAUUUAAAAGCAAAGAGCAAAAAUAAAUAUUGGAGUCAAUAUAAUUAUUUCAAAUCGAGGUACAAAUUUGUCAAAAAGAGAAAUGUGUUAAUAUCCCAAAAUUUUAAAAUCAGACAAAGUCACAAAUUUUAUAUUUUUCAAAAUAAAAAUGUCGACUCGGCUGACCAAAAUGAUGGUGUAACGGGGUACCGAUUUAAAGAUCCGAGAAAAAAAGGUGCAUUAAAAAUGUUUAAUAAAUGGAUAAAAAAAAAACAUUAUAAAAAUAAAACAAACACACAAUACGUGAAUGAUAAUAUCAUUUGCUUAGAUUGUCUAGUCACGUAUUUAAAAAAAAUGAUAAGGGUUUAUGGUAACCCUGAAAUGGUAUGA
This is a messenger RNA of Plasmodium vinckei vinckei, 3684 nucleotides long. RefSeq names its product conserved Plasmodium protein, unknown function. Gene Ontology annotation, biological process: dephosphorylation. NCBI's taxonomy places the organism in Eukaryota, Apicomplexa, Aconoidasida, Haemosporida, Plasmodiidae. Gene Ontology annotation, molecular function: phosphatase activity. The record is from RefSeq and is a predicted model, not a curated record. Bases 1 to 3684 code for a protein of 1227 amino acids. The transcript has a single exon.